AUGUACGGUCAUUAUGCUUUCACCGGCCACGAAAAAGCUUGGAGUGGCGUCGACCGCCGGAAUAAUUGCAACCGGGCGGAGGGCGUGGGGGUGCCCAGCGCGCCCUUUUUGCCGCCCCUCGGGUCAUUAGCGGAUUUAAGUCGCGGAGUAUCGACAGAUCGGGCGGAGACUGGAGGGGCGCCGGUGAGAUUAUUGGGCCCAAUCUCGCGUUUGAAGCGAGGGGCCGAGUUAUCUUUAAGUGACUCCGGGAACUGCGUUGAAGAAGGUUACGCAACU
Molecule: messenger RNA, 276 nt
Organism: Iphiclides podalirius (scarce swallowtail)
Lineage: Eukaryota; Metazoa; Arthropoda; Insecta; Lepidoptera; Papilionidae
Source: the annotation of a GenBank genome assembly